AUGGCCCCCUCCUUUGUUGGCAACCGCAGCAAGGGUUUCCUUGUCUUCCUAUAUGCUUUUUUUUAUGUUCUUACAACUGUUACCGCGCAGGACUGUAGCGCGUCAAACCAUUGCGCUGUUGGAUGCUGCACCAAAUGGGGGUUUUGCGGCCUCGGUCCUGAAUACUGCAACUCUGAUAUUUGUGUCGCCAACUGUGACAGAAAGUCCCAGUGCGACCCCGGCGGUUUCGGUUCCAAAUAUGCCGAGCGCGUCAAGUGUCCUCUGAAUGUCUGCUGUUCUAAAUUCGGAUUCUGCGGCCUCACAGAGGAAUUUUGCGGCAAUAAAAAGGUCAAGAAGAGGUCUUGUGGCGAUGGCCACGAGUUGCAGCGCGUGGUCGGGUACUACGAGGGUUGGUCAACUCAGAGGCCAUGCAACCGAUUCGUCCCCGAGCAGAUUCCUCUUGGCGUUUACACGCAUUUGAACUUUGCUUUCGCUACAAUCAAUCCAGUCACUUUUGAGAUUCAGCCGGCUUCUCAUAAAGAUCCGGAGUAUUACAAGCGGUUGACCUAUCUCAAGCGCCUCGAUCCAGAUUUGAAAGUCUUCAUAGCAAUUGGAGGCUGGACGUUCAAUGACCCUGGCCCAACGGCAACGACAUUUUCUGAUAUUGCUCGAUCUAAAGCAAACCAAGAUGCAUUUAUCAAGUCCCUGAUAAGCUUUAUGGCUACAUACGAUUUUGAUGGUGUAGAUCUCGAUUGGGAGUAUCCCGGGGCAAAGGAUCGCAGCGGCCGCGAUGAAGAUUUUGAGAACUUCCCCAGUUUCAUGGCAGAUUUGAAGAAAGCUCUCAAGUCUACAGGCGGAAGAGAUGGAAUAAGUAUUACGUUACCGGCAUCAUAUUGGUAUCUGCAGCAUUUCGACAUUGUUAAACUGGCACCGCACGUGGAUUUCUUCAACAUGAUGACGUACGAUCUUCACGGUACUUGGGAUCAAGGCAACAAAUGGGUCGGCCCAUAUCUCAAUGCGCACACCAACCUGACGGAAAUAGAAGAAGGUAUGAAUCUCCUGUGGCGAAAUAAUAUCAACCCAAACAAGGUCGUUCUUGGAAUGGCAUUCUACGGUCGAGCAUUUACGGCCGUUGACGGGAACUGUCGACAGCCUGGGUGCACCUAUGCAUCGGGCGCGCCGGCUCAAAGAUGCAGCAAGGAGGUAAGCGUCAUGCUCAACUCUGAAAUACUGGACGUCAUAAAGGAAACGAGUGCGAAGCCGUAUCUGGACAAGAAAGCCGCGGUGAAGGUAUUGCCUUUCGGGGACAGACACUGGGUGGCAUACGAUGACGAGGAGACCUUUAAACUGAAGGCUGCCUUUGCUCGGAGUCAGUGCAUGAGUGGCCUCAUGGUCUGGGCCGUAUCACACGACACGAAGAAUGCUGAUUUUACCGGUGCACUCGCCCUCGCCGUUGGUAGAAAGUUCCCGUCGCUUCCCAACCUCGUCCGCCUGCCGGUGGGCAGCGACGACGGGCUCGAGAAGGUCGUCACCAAGCAGCCGCAGUGCAUGUGGACAAACUGUGGCGAGGAGUGUCCGAGUAACUGGGUUCGGGUCAUGCGCCAAGGACCUGGUGCGAGGAAGAACGAGCGCAUGGCCGAUCCGACAGGCUGCGGCGACCGUGGACUGCAUUACUUCUGCUGUCCUCCCGAUACCGAGGCGCCUACGUGUGGCUGGUACACGCACAACAAUGGCAAAUGCGAUCCCAAGUGCCCUUCUGGCUUCACCGAGGUCGGAGCUCUCCAGGAGCACUGUAACAAUGGCAAAUACCAGGCCGGCUGCUGCACCGUCGGCGGCAGCAACAUGAAGCUGCACGAACAAUGCAAAUGGUUGAACUGGCCCGAUUGCGACGCUGGCAAGUGCGAAGCCGAUGAGGUCGCCCUGUCGUCGACAGGAAACGGCGGCGGCGAGUGUAGAAUGAGGAACUGGAACGACUUCCUCUCGCCGAUCGAGCUCGAGGAGCGCAAGUACUGCUGCGACAGCAGCGAGAACCAGAAGUGGGAGGACUGCCAGUGGUACGACUCUCUCGGCGAUGGCCCGGCGGACGACAGUGUCUUUUGCCGUACAGGUUGUCCGCCCGAUCGAGUCCGCGUGGCCAUGGAUACCUUUGUCAACGACGGAGCCAACGGCCGACGCUGUAAGCGCGGCGGCCGAUCCAAAUGCUGCAUCCCCCGAUCUGCGACCGUUACAAAACGAGAGUCUUCCAAGGACGCGUUGUAUCGCGAUACGCUGACAGAGUUUAUCAAGAGGCCCGUAUGCGAGAACACUUCGCUCAAACGAUCCCUCCCGCUGCUGUCGGAAAGUCACGAGCCAAAGGGCCAUGUCCGGCGCGGCAAACUGCAGCUGAGAGCCUCCUCCGCGGACGAGGAGCGCGUCGUGCGGUUUGUUGGUCUGAUUGUCACGCAGACGGCUACUAGCAGCCAGGUUGCCAUUUGGGAGCAGGUCGUCGCCACCAAGUACCCUGGCCUGAAGCCACAGCUCAUCUGGUCCUGGCUCAAGAACAGCGCAUAUGCAAACGACUAUGGAUGGUCGCACUUCUCGACGCUAUUCGCCUGCAACCUCCCGCACUACAAUCAGUUGAUACAGGGUAAAGGCGUGUCUUGCCCUUGCAAGACAGAGGUCUGCUGUCCGGGAGGCGGCAACGAAUGCAGCGACGAGGGAUUCGCCGAGGAUGACAGCUCCGAUACCAGCAGGCGACGGUCUGACGGCUCAGAGUCUCCAGAGCUUCUGGAGACAAGAGACGAUGAGACUGGGGUUUUUAAUGCGUCUGAAAGUGCUAAAGCCGUGCUAUUCGCCGGCUCUAGAGUCCCUCCAGGUGAUCCUCGACCUUACUCUACAUCAUUUACGACAGGGCAGGUACUCAGUUUUUUCUCUCUCGCGUAUCAACCAAGCAACCUCUUAUCAGCCACAAGUCCUAUAAGGAAUUUCGGUCUUACAUUUACGGGCGAUGGUGAUUGCGUUAGUGUUGAGGUUCAUUAUGAGGUGGUGCUUUUCGGACAACCUGGAUACCAUAUGGAACACAUUCUUGAGCUCAAUACCAUAUACCGGUUUUUUGGAGCUGCUGAAAGUGGACAUUUCCCAGACAUGACCUUGGAUCCGCAUUACCGCGUACCGGCCAGCUUCUUUAUGACUUUGAGCAGGAAUUAUGGUAUCGGGCCUCCCAUGAGGGGCGGUCAACUAAGCGGCGUUCCAAUUGUUCGAAUCAUGAAUGCUCUCGGGAGUCUGGAUUUCAGCGACCAUUUCGUGUUAGCACAGGGCGGACUGAAUAUGUUGAAAACAAAGAUCUGGAAGUUGAAUGAGCCAGUUGGGCAUGACAUCAUGGCAAAUUACCUAGAUCGAGCGACUACCGACGGUAGCUUCCUCCGCGAGAUAAGACAGAUCAUCGCCGUAUUCAGCUAUUACGGCGACCACAUCGUCUGGCAGAACAUGUUGGGAACGUAUUGGGCAGUACGUGAGGAGCUUAUGAGAGCACAGAACAUAUACAACAUCCAAAACCCGGGGGCGACUGUGGAUGUGGUCCAUGUUUGGAGCUUGUACAUGAAGUCUCUUUUCCGGCAGCAGCAGUUUCUCGCGCUCGACUUCAUCAACGACUGGUACCUGCGCGCGAUAAACCUCUACGCCAACGACAACAGCGAUGACGUAAUCAUGUUCAUUGCAAGGCUGUCGACACUAUUUAGGUAUACAAGAGACAUAGAGCUACCUAUUGAGACCAUGCAGUAA
Molecule: messenger RNA, 3738 nt
Organism: Akanthomyces muscarius
Lineage: Eukaryota; Fungi; Ascomycota; Sordariomycetes; Hypocreales; Cordycipitaceae
Exons: 8
Coding region: 1-3738 (1245 amino acids)
Biological process (GO): carbohydrate metabolic process
Molecular function (GO): hydrolase activity, hydrolyzing O-glycosyl compounds; chitin binding
Source: RefSeq, a predicted model, not a curated record